AACUGCAGAUAGGUCUUCCGUCAAACUGUUUUCUUUGUUCUCGGUGCAUGGUCGCAUCUUCCAUCAGCUACCGUCUUUGAUGUUCCCGCAUGCGUCUGACUUCCGCUUUCGUGUUCACUGGCCUCCAGCACAUUUUGUAUAUCAUCUUUGUCUUGAUGUCUUCUCUUCUGUCUUCUUUGCUCUACAUCAUCUUACAUUUCAUCCCACCAUCGCCCUGUUCUCCGCCACUUCCUCGGUUUCCCAACCGCAAUCAUGACUUAUUCAAGAUAUGCACCGUAUGGAAGGGUGUAUCGCCCUGCGAAUCAAUGGCCAGAAGGCUCACUCGAAAAGAGACUAGCUACGCAGAUGGCCACUCAAUUGAACAAUGGUGCCGCUUGCCUCCUGAUGUACAAGUACCCCGGUACAACCUACUUUGACGACAUCCGCGAUUGGGAUGGUGAUGCCUCCUACCGCAUUGUCACUCCCUCACGAUCUAAUCCUGGAUCUGACACCGAAUUUUCUGUGACGGGUCAGGCGAAACCCUCGCCCGAAUCUUCGGCCGUCCUGAAACCAACUCAAGAAGAGAUUGAGGGCAUCUACGACAAAAAGCUUGUUGGACGAUUUGCUAACGGUGAACUGUUCACAAUCCCCGAAGCCGAAGAAACUGGUGCUAUUCCGGUCGUCGACAUCCAAGACCCUAACCAUUACUUCUACUAUGUGCCCGCCUUCUUCGAGCGUCUCACCAACGACGAAAGAUUUUUCCAAAGCACGCCUACUUUUAUCGCCAUGAACAAGGGCGAGAUGCCUAGCUUUGUGUUUUGGCAGCGCAGUGAUAAAUGGCAGCGAUACCAACACAAAUCUACCGACCCAGUCGUCGAUGCCGAGCUUCCCGAGCCAAAUCCCGCCACACCACGAAGCGCCUCGAAGUCUCCUGGAAAACAAGCUGCUACGCCACGGAAAGAUUCGAUGUCCCCUGAAGCAAAGGCCAACACACAGGACGACAGGGCUGUACGAUCCCGUGCCCCGUCACCCCAAGAACGUUCUUCUGCACUCGCCGUCAACACCGAGGCAGCUACUCAAGUGUCGAAGAAGCCCGAGGCAGAGGCUGAACUGCAAUGGGAGAUCUUUGACCCUCGACUCGAAGAGGAUCCCAUCGAGUUCUUGGACUUUUACAACACUCGCCUAAAUGGUUGGCAUGCAAACAGAUCUAGAAUGAUGUUGCGCGAAGCUGACAUCGAACGCGUCAACUAUAUCAGUCCUUGUCUUGCACACAACCACAAAGAAGUUGUCAAGAACAUCACAGCAGAGACCGUCACUGCCUCCGCUCCCGCUACCGCUCCCGCAAUUGCGCCAUCACCCACCGCUAUGGACAUCGACUCAACCACUGAUACUGUUCCCAAGCCGCCUUCUAAGCCUUGGAGCCAACCUGCACCGAUUUCCCAUGACGAUCCCCACUGGUUAGGAUUCCUUCGAAAGCAAAAACAGCGUAGAGAUGUCAGAAAGUCUCGUCUUCGCCCCAAGUCUGUUUUCACCUCCGAACACUGCAACACCCCUGGUGUCACGAAGGGUGACGGCAAGAAGGCAUUCCUGAGUCGUGAGAUGUACAACAACUAUUACAGACGUGCAUGCAAGGCCCAGAGACUGAACGAAGGACUCUCCAAGUGCUGUGUCGCUUGUGGUCUCAAGUGGACCAGCUGCACCGAGUCAAGACAAGAACACUAUAACCGUCAUCGCCAUGAGAGGUUGUUGUAUUACAAGAACAUCAAGAAUGUCCCCAUCCAUAUCGAGCCAGUGAUUCGUGCGGAGUCAUUGGACCCGUCAAAGGUUACAUUUGUCAGGCAUGUUCCCGAUCUCAACUGGUUCAGAGAAUUGGAGAAGGUCACCCUGGACAACGAGAACGAGCUGCUCCAGCGUGAGCAUAUUUGCCGUGUCUGCGACAAAGUCAUCGACCUUACUGACGAGGAUCCUGCCGUCCAUUACUACGGACAUCAGUGCGAACGCGACGGUUUGCGCAAGUGGCAAGACAACGAGGUACAAAACCCACUGUCUCCCGUCAUUGUGACGACAGUCGAAGGAUCCUUCCAAGUCCCUACCCAAUCUCCACCCGCUCGAUCCCACAAGGGAUUUUCGCCCAAUGCGGACUUUAUGCGUCGACACGAUGAAAUUACCAAGGCUCAAGCCGCAGCACUGUCCGGUAACUUGUCAGCUGCUGCCAAGGCGAUUCAAAGGACCGGAACCGUCACGUCUUCGGUGAAACCUGUGGGAUCUCUGGCGACUGUGCAAUCCAAGAGAGUUGAGAACAAGACGCAACAGGGCGAGACCGAGCCCCUGCAGGCCAAUACCCAUGCGCAGAAGGUCACAGACUACCUCAACGAGCGUUCCGUUCAUGCAAAAAAGGCCGAUAUUCCCCUUCUGCCAAAGCCCCCUGCCAAAUCACCUGCGAAUGAUAGUAUGGAAGUUGACUUCAUCUAUGAAGACAGCGAAGUCGCACAGUCCCCUCAGGAAGAGGUCGAUGACAUGGUCGUCGCAUCUACCGAAGCUGUGGACGAGCAGGUCAACCUCGAUGCCCAAGAGAUCAGCGAUGAGAUUCUCAGAGAGGCCCCCAUGAUGCCUACUGUAUUGAUCUCGGAUGUGAUCGGGUUGGUCUCUGAAAUGGUCGAGGAGUGCCUUAAAGCCCCUGAUGAGCUCGACAUUGGUGGAUUGUCUCACAAGGACUACAUCAAACAGGGUAUCUUCGGAUACAUUGAGAAGGAACUCGCCAAGAAAUCUUCUUCUACUACCUCCGCAUCUUUCAAGAGCGCACCUUCUCAGCAGGCUGGUUCUACUCCUGCCUAUGUUCCCAAGACACCAGCUCCUACCUCUGCAUCUGUUCCCAAAGCAUCGCCACCUACCAAAGUGCCCGAAAUUGCAACCGAGGACACGGAUGCAGUAGAGGAUGAGGAUAGUAUGUCAGACUCAUGGGACGAAUCACUUGUGCCCGUCAAAAAUGACGGCCUUGAUAUCACACCCAAUGAAAUAAACAUGCAGGAGUUUCUGGACCUCGCCCUCAACUCGGGCUGUUCAGAGAAGAGCGUCGUUCUUGCCAACGCCGAUAGCGAAGAUGUGUGUAGAGAUCUGGUCGAUGAAUAUCGCGCAUCGGGCAAGAAGCCUACACCCAGGGUUAAGCGAUCCAUCAUCGCCAAGGUCCAGGCGCAUCUCAAGGAGGCUCUUGCGCACGAGCUGAUCCGCCAAUGCGCCAAGAACGAGACUGAGACUGAGGCUGAGGCUGAGGCUGAGGCUGAGGUUGAGGUUGAGGUUGAGGUUGAGGCUGACGCUGAGCCCAGCAGUGGCCCUGACGAUAUCGAUUCAAAGCCCAUCUCACAAACUCGAGGUGAUUGCCUUGACUUCCUCUUUGGAGAUCUCGGAGUCUCUGAGGCACUGGAGCAAGCAGCAUUCGAAGAGGGAGCCGGACUGGCUUUCUUCGAGGCCACUGUACAUCGCGCUGCCGAGUUGUGCUAUGACAUGGUUGAAGAGGCUCGUGAGUCAAGUUCUAAAGACAAACCUGCUGUCGUAAGACGUAGUAUCAUCAAGGAGGUUCAGAAUUUUGUCAAGGCAGAGAUCGAGAAGGUCUCGAGCAGCUCUGAGCUUGGUAGCAAGUGGUCGACUGAGGCUGUCGCUAGCAGUGCUCCUGUCGUAUCGCCACAGUCUGCUUCUGCCCCUACUUUCGAGAACUAUGGUCGUAUCUUGAGAGGUUCCGACCCCGCCCUCUAUUCCUUGUGGAACGAAGCCUAUGAGUGGGGAUGCGGACCGAACAAUCUGGCAGCCUACCGAUCAGAAGCUUUGGAUGUGGUCAAAAACCUGAUCACCGCUUCUCGCAAAUCGGGCAUACCACUUUCAUCGGAGGAUAAGGAGUCUGCUCGACAGAAGGCUUUGGCGCUUUUUAAAUUGAGAAUCAGCACGGAGAAGGACUGCAGAACGGCAAGUGGACAGAGAUUGUAUAGUUCUCGUGAGAUUCCGCUGCAACCUGCCUCAGCCCCUGCUUCCAAUGGUCUCGACAUGAGUUACGGCGACCCAGACAUCAAAUCCUUGUUUGAUGAAGCCACCGAGUGGGGUUGCGAAAUGACCACUCUGGUAGAACUCGCAUCGGAAGCUUUGGAUACUGGUCACGAGAUGAUUAAGGCUAUCCGCUCAACCGGCGGAACUCUUACACCAAAGCUCAAAGAGGCUAUCCAAGACGAGGUUGUGCAGCAUCUCGAGUCGGCCAUUGAGAAAGAGAAGCGUCUGAGACUUACCAAGGAGUCCGACGCCGCCAGCACGAAGACGCUGAAGCGCAAGCGUGCCACCACUCUCCCCAUCACUCCCGUCUCCAACCGCAAGACCAAGAGCACCCGCGACGUAGAUGCCACUUUCCACCCCGACACCCCUGCCCCCUUCGUCUCUGAUGAGGUAUCCCCUCGCCUGCGCAAAGUAUCCCGCAAGAGCGCAGAUCCGCUCACAAAGAAGACUGAAGCCAAGAAGAGCAAGACUGUCCGAUACGAACCCCAAGUCGUCAUCAGCAAAAAGACCACACCCAAGAGCAUCAUCAGCAAAAAAGCUUCCACCAAGACUGUUCCAAAGUCCACUACCAAGAAAGCCGCUGCUGCUGCCAGCUCUUCAGAGCCAAGACCCAAGCGCAAGGCUGCUGUCGAGGCAGAGAAGAGUUUUGGAAAGACGAAGAUUGUGGAUUAGAAUUGAUUCAAGAGGGAUGAAAUAGUAAUGAGGAGGAGGAUGAAGUUGUAGAAUGAUGCAUUUCUUCUGUUUAUGCAUGUUUUGUUCUUUGGAUGAUUGGGAUUGGCGUUUUCU
Messenger RNA from Aureobasidium pullulans EXF-150, 4800 nucleotides. RefSeq lists its product as uncharacterized. The coding region runs from base 253 to 4686 and encodes 1477 amino acids. The record is from RefSeq and is a predicted model, not a curated record. NCBI's taxonomy places the organism in Eukaryota, Fungi, Ascomycota, Dothideomycetes, Dothideales, Saccotheciaceae. The transcript is spliced from 2 exons.